Messenger RNA from Lodderomyces pseudojiufengensis, 2827 nucleotides. RefSeq lists its product as uncharacterized. Lineage: Eukaryota; Fungi; Ascomycota; Pichiomycetes; Serinales; Debaryomycetaceae. The annotation marks the transcript as partial. The record is from RefSeq and is a predicted model, not a curated record. The transcript has a single exon.
AUGAAACCAAACAUUUUUUUAUUUUGGGUUUUGUCGAACCUUAUUCGAUUUACUCAAGCAGAUGUAUUUUUCUCAGGAGAAGAUUAUUAUGAGGGAACCUAUCCACUCAUAGAUGAUCGGGCUGUAAUUGAAAGCGACGCAUUGAUUACUUUUUACAAUAUAGAUCAGAUCUACAUAGCAGUUGGUUUGAUGGUGGACCCAGAUGCAACUUUUUCAAUUACCAAUACAGAACGUUUUAAUGGACAUUAUUUUGGAGACGGAAGAUUUGGUUCAGAAUGGGUAGUUGAUGGUAGGGUUAUGAUUGAAGCAAAAAAUGAUGCAAUAAUUAACUAUUAUGAAGUAAAUGUGGAUACUUUUGAUAAUGCAGGUCUUACAUCUAUUCAUGCCGAUGGUCAAUCUGAUUACUUACAUGUCAAACUCGAUGCUGACGUGUUUGUAAACUCAGAAACAUUUGCUAUACAAAAAGAUAAGCCAGGUGUUGCAGUUUUAGAUUUUUCAUAUGGUGGAGCUGCACAAAAUCUUGGCUCGAUUUGUUUGAGAAAUACGCAAUUUAUGAAUCAUAUGAGUAUUGAAGGCCGUGGUUGUUUGGUUCUUGAUGAUUCUUUCAUGAGAAGUAUGAAUAUAGAAAUAACUGAUGUGGAACACACCCUUUAUAUGACAAAUGGUGCUAAAGUUUCGGAAAAUGCACAAAUUGCAGGAACAAGGUGGACUAUUUAUGGAUUUGGAAGCGGUAUGAGUAUUGGUUUAAGUGACACAAUUGCUGAAGGAUGGAGUUACACUCCAGCCACAGGUAUUUUAAGAAUCGUAUCUUUAAAUUAUGGAGCUGCUCAUUCUUUUACCAUUGGAACGGGAUAUGAUGCUGAAUUAUUUAGAGUCAUUGAUGAUGGAGCAAUGAUUGGUAAUGCUAUCACUUAUGAUGGUGCUACACCUGCACAAGAUAUUCCAGCAGCUUGUUUAGGUUGUCCAUUUGUCGAUACCGAGGAAGAAUAUACUAGAGUUAAUAAUGUUGAUCCUAGUCAAUCCACUCAUUAUGUUACUACGUAUGCGGAGCAAGAUACUGUUGGUAUACCUUAUUUAAUUACUGCUUUAGUAUUACAAUCAACCGCAUUGGAAGAUUCUAUGGCCACAGAGCUGUACACUGGAGUUACAGGGGCUGAUACUUUAACCGAGAGAAUAACAGUAGAUGGAAAUGAUGUUUAUGACGUACAAAUAGCUCGAUAUGGUUUUGAAGAAGGCAGUAUUUAUGAUGUAUCUUCAACAAUUAUUUAUGAAGAUUUCUCAUUUACCACCACUAUUGAUGAAAGUUUGGCUCUUGUUAUGUUUACUUCAAAUGAAGAAAAUUGGUGGCACACAACUACAAGCUUUAUCACAGCAAUAACUGAUAAAAUUACAGUCUCUGAUGAUGAUCUUGGUACAGCUACUCAUAUUGUGUAUGCAUCAGUUAAUGAAGAGGGUGAAUGGAUCACAUCUACCUCAACUUAUACUCCUGAACUUGAAUCCCAAACUAGAUUAACAACUUACACAACCAAUAUUGAUGAAGAAGAAGUUACAAUUACCGGAUUAUUUGAAAAAUCAACUAACGAAGCUGGUGCGUGGGCUAGUGCUACAUUUGAAGAAGCUGGAGAACGUGCUACAUUUACGGAAAGAAUUAUUAAUGAAAUUGAUGGUAUUGCUCAAACUAAAGAUGCAGAAGUUGUUGGAUAUGAUUAUGGUGAGUAUGGAAUGUACUAUUUGACAUCAAUAUUAGCAGAUCCAGUUGAAGCUAGAUAUACUAUUACUGUUGAUGAAGAAGAUGGAGAAUAUACAGGUGUUGUUAGAGUUACAUCCGAUGAAGAAAAUUGGUGGUUUACUACUACAGAUAUUUUAUCGUCAUACACUAGUACAUAUACUAUUAAUGACGAUUUUGAACAAGCUACUCAUAUUGUAUAUGCAUCAGCUAAUGAAGAAGGAGAAUGGAUUACAUCUACAUCAACUCAUACUCCAGAAUCACAAACUAGAUUGACUACUUACACAACCAAUAUUGAUGAAGAAGAAGUUACAAUUACUGGAUUAUUUGAAAUAUCAACUAAUGAAGCUGGAGCUUGGGCUAGUGCUACAUUUGAAGAAGCUGGAGAACGUACUACAUUUACUGAAAGAAUAGUUACUGAAAUUGAUGGUAUUUCUCAAACUAAAGAUGCUGAAGUUGUUGGAUAUAACUAUGGUGAAUACGGAAUGUACUAUUUGACAUCAAUAUUAGCAGACCCAGUUGGAGCUAGAUAUACUAUUACUACUGAUGGUGAAGAGGGAGAAUAUACUGGUGUUGUUAGAGUUACAUCAGAUGAAGAAAAUUGGUGGUAUACUACUACAGAUAUUUUAUCGUCAUAUACUAGCACUUAUACUAUUAAUGAUGAUCUUGAACAAGCUACUCAUAUUGUAUAUGCAUCAGUUAAUGAAGAAGGAGAAUGGAUUACAUCUACUUCAACUCACACUCCAGAAUCACAAACUAGAUUAACAACAUAUGUUACUGGUGUCGGUGAAGAAGAAGUUACAAUUACUGGAUUAUUUGAAAAAUCAACUAAUGAAGCUGGAGCUUGGGCUAGUGCUACAUUUGAAGAAGCUGGAGAACGUACUACAUUUACUGAAAGAAUAGUUACUGAAAUUGAUGGUAUUUCUCAAACUAAAGAUGCUGAAGUUGUUGGAUAUAACUAUGGUGAAUACGGAAUGUACUAUUUGACAUCAAUAUUAGCAGACCCAGUUGGAGCUAGAUAUACUAUUACUACUGAUGGUGAAGAGGGAGAAUAUACUGGUGUUGUUAGAGUUACAUCAGAUGAAGAAAAUUGGUGGUAUA